Molecule: messenger RNA, 2701 nt
Organism: Pogona vitticeps (central bearded dragon)
Lineage: Eukaryota; Metazoa; Chordata; Lepidosauria; Squamata; Agamidae
Gene: MCOLN3
Product: mucolipin TRP cation channel 3
Cellular component (GO): plasma membrane; lysosomal membrane
Molecular function (GO): NAADP-sensitive calcium-release channel activity
Source: RefSeq, a predicted model, not a curated record
CGUGCGUGCGUGUGCGUGUGCGUGUGCGUGUGUGUACGGGUCUGGGUCUGGCACAUAUGGGCACUGAUCUCUGCUUCCUCUUUCUUUAGAUACUCUUUAGAUAUGCUCAUAACCGCAUUCUGACAUGUUGUCUUAGUCAUUCCAAGACUGCUAGUGUCUUUUCUGGUUUUGCCCAUGGUUUAUACAUUCCAGCAAUGGAAACUCCUGAAGUGGUUGCAAGCAGCUGCAGUUCUCAUGAGGAUGAAAGCCGUUAUAGCUACAAGCAGCGUCCUUCAGUGUGUCAGGAGCUGCUUCUUGAAGAUCAGCUGAGAAGGAAACUUAAAUUUUUCUUUAUGAACCCUUGUGAAAAGUUCUGGGCUCGAGGGAGGAAGCCUUGGAAACUUGGGAUACAACUUCUGAAAAUUGUCAUGGUGACUAUCCAGCUGGUGUUUUUUGGGUUAAGCAAUCAAAUGGUGGUCACAUUUAAAGAAGAAAAUACAAUUGCCUUUAAACAUCUUUUUCUGAAAGGCUAUAUGGAUCGAAUGGAUGAUACCUAUGCAGUGUAUACGCAAACAGAUGUCUAUGACCAGAUCAACUUUGCAAUAAAGCAGUAUUUACAGCUGCACACCAUAUCUGUUGGAAAUCAUGCUUAUGAAAAAAGAGAAGCUGAAGAGACACCUAUGGCAAUAUGCCAAUACUUCUACAAACGAGGAAUCAUCUGUCCUGGGAAUGACACAUUUGAUAUUGACCCAGAAAUCGAAACUGAAUGCAUUUAUGUGGAACCGGUGCUGCCUUUGGAAAAUAGAACAGUGGGGAGGAAUCUUUUCAACUUUACUCUAGAUUUCCACAGACUUGUGACUUUGGAGCUCACGUUCAAAUUGAAGGCCAUCAAUCUUCAGACAGUUCGUCACCAUGAACUCCCAGACUGCUAUGAUUUUACUUUGAUGAUAGUCUUUGAUAACAAAGCACAUAGUGGAAGAAUUAAAAUAAGUCUAGACAAUGAUAUUUCCAUCGAGGAAUGCAAAGACUGGCAUGUUUCUGGAUCACUACAGAAGAAUACCCACUACAUGAUGAUCUUUGAUGGCUUUGUCAUAUUGACAUGUCUAGCAUCACUGAUUCUCUGCACACGAUCUAUAAUUAAAGGAAUUCGCUUACAGAGGGAAUUUGUGUCAUUUUUCCAACAUCAUCACAAAAAAGAAAUAUCUUUUGCUGAGCAGAUGGAGUUUGUCAAUGGAUGGUAUAUCAUGAUCAUAAUCAGUGAUGUUCUUACCAUAAUUGGUUCUACACUAAAGAUGGAAAUACAGGCAAAGAGUCUGUCAAGCUACGAUGUCUGCAGCAUCCUUCUAGGAACCUCCACCAUGCUUGUGUGGCUUGGAGUGAUUCGCUACCUUGGCUUCUUUCAGAAGUACAACCUGCUUAUUUUGACACUACGUGCAGCAUUGCCCAAUGUCAUCCGGUUUUGCUGUUGUGCUGCUAUGAUUUAUCUGGGCUAUUGUUUCUGUGGAUGGAUUGUGCUGGGCCCAUAUCAUGACAAGUUCCGGUCCCUGAACAUGGUUUCUGAAUGUCUCUUCUCUCUAAUAAAUGGAGAUGAUAUGUUUGCCACUUUUGCAAAAAUGCAGCAGAAAAGUUAUUUGGUUUGGUUAUUCAGUCGGAUCUACCUCUAUUCUUUCAUUAGCCUGUUUAUCUACAUGGUUCUGAGUCUCUUCAUUGCCCUUAUUACAGAUACAUAUGAAACAGUUAAGCAUUACCAGCAAGAAGGCUUUCCAGAGACAGAACUUCAUAUGUUCAUUGCACAGUGCAAAGAUUUGCCGAACUCUGGAAAGUACAGAUUAGAAGACGAAGGACCGAUAACCAUCUUCUGCUGUUGCAAAAGCAUCGUAACAAAGAGAAGUGUUUGUUGCCAAGGGCUGGAUUCAGAUAGAUGACACACAUGUCCAAGCAAAGGAGAUGCAGGAAAAGGGAAUUUUUUUCAUACUUAAGAUCAUACGGCUUUCCCAAUGUUAUCUGACUAGCCAGCAUUCCUCACCACUAGCUAUGAUGGUUAGGGCUGACUGGAGCUUUGGUCCAGUAACAUGGAGGGGAGGGGGAGAGACACAUUAUUCCUGUUUUUUCUGGAGAAACAUGGAUUUGGUCUUGACGUAUUUUUUACAUAGACGCUGCAAUUUAUUUUAAAGCAGCUUUUUAAAAAGUCUUUUUGCCACUCUUCCAGCUACAGUGGACAGAGAUUUCAUACUUAAAAUGCAGUGGAAGAGAGAAACUCUUAUUUUUCACAUUCCUUACAACACUAAAUAAAAUGGGAAUACACUAAUAAAAGGAAGGGCGAACACACCUUUCCAAAUCAAGUUCUGUAUGCAGAAUGGUAUAUUUUUUCAAUACUUUGUUUAGGAAGUGCAGACUGAUUGCAUUAAGAUAGGAAUGGGCUGUACCAUUCCUAAAUAUAAUUCUUAACUUCUUUGCAACUUGUGAUAUAGAUCUUAGACUUGCUCAACAGUGGUCCAAAACUCUGAUGUGGAACUUUACUUUUACAGAUGCCUAUUUUGCUUUUCUGAAUUUAAUAUGAAAGCAAAUGUGAAAAAGAAUGGAAGUCUGUUUUUUAGUGCUCUCAAAUUUUCAGAUGUAAAAAAUUCAUGGCAGAGUACUUGAAUGAGCAGCAAGACAUUUUUAUGUACUGUGUACAAACUUUGGAAAGUUAUAUGUAUAUGCUGUCUGUUCACAUUUUGUA